AUGCGCAUAAGGCUGCCCUUUGCAGGAGCAUUCCUGUUCCUUCUCCUACUCGCCGGUUAUGCAGGUUUAACAUCCAUCCAAGUCGACGCAGUCAUUAACGACAAAGUCCUGCACACCACAACCUUCUUCAUCCUCACCGUCGUCUUCUAUUGGAUCCUCGAUACCAGUCGUCGAAGAAACCUCAACUUCACUUUAAUAAUCUGCACCGGGAUCCUUGGAGUCGGCUCCGAAUUCCUCCAGGGUUUCUUGCCCAAUGGUAGAACCUUUGAUUUCUACGACAUUGUCGCCAAUAUCGUAGGUUCGCUCGCGGGCGUCGCACUGUGUAGUUGGUAUCAUUUGCGGAUGUUAGAGCGUAAGAGAUUGGCAAAGACGUAUCAUGUUGUACCCGGAGAUGAAGAGCAAGAUUUGGAAUUGGGGGAGGGAGUGGGAGCACAGGAGAGUGGUGUGGCCGCGGCAUCGAGGACACUCGAUGAAGAAGUGGAUAAUUGGGAUGAGAAUAUGGAAGAUGCGUGGGAUGAGGAUGAGCAAGCAGACGUUGUGGACAGUGUCGAGGGCGAAGGGUUGAAGACGCCAAGUGCCAGCAGCACUGGUGAAGUCGACGGAGACCCAAAGAAAAGGGCAGUUUAA
Messenger RNA from Botrytis deweyae, 627 nucleotides. RefSeq lists its product as uncharacterized. The transcript has 2 exons. The record is from RefSeq and is a predicted model, not a curated record. The coding region runs from base 1 to 627 and encodes 208 amino acids. Lineage: Eukaryota; Fungi; Ascomycota; Leotiomycetes; Helotiales; Sclerotiniaceae.